Molecule: messenger RNA, 2386 nt
Organism: Ilyonectria robusta
Lineage: Eukaryota; Fungi; Ascomycota; Sordariomycetes; Hypocreales; Nectriaceae
Exons: 1
Coding region: 280-2151 (623 amino acids)
Source: RefSeq, a predicted model, not a curated record
CCGCGUCGCGCCGGCAGACGAUAGUGACGUGAAAAUGGUAGGAGGCCAAAAAAACGUCUGCAUUUCUGUCCCAAACCACCGGCCAUCAUUUUACAAAGUCAACUAUCACCACAGACGAUCCUCGUCGCAUCUCUUAAUCCCUGGCCCGUUAUUUCGUUCCAUCCCUUCUCUCCUCGCGGCCGCGAGCUUCAUCCCUUCAUCAGUCAGCCUCAAGCAGAUGUGACGCACAUCGCCAUUGGCGUCGGGGCCUUUGUCGUCAUCCAGAUUCAUUCCCAUCCAAUGUCUCUAGCCUCAUCCCCUCCGCGGGACAUCAUUGAGCUUCUCGCGCGUCGCAACCUCACCAGCAUCCCCAAGGACCAGCAGGUGCUGCUGGAUAACCCAGACUCAUGGGCGAUUGACCUGAAGGGUAAGCCUCACGGGCUAGUCAACGUCCCUGGUCAUGUCUUGGAGACGACCAAAAAGGCGUAUAUCGCCCAGACAUCGGCAACAACAGAGCCUCAAACACAGCUACAAGUACAGUCACAAGUACAACUGUCAUCACAGUUGCCACUGCCGUCAACGACAAGAGACAGCAGCCCUUCAGGGCCAACGAGCAGUCACGAUGUUCAACCCACCCAAAAUGGCCACUCGGAAGACCCUUUAGAACUGAGGGAAGAGUUCAUCGAGUGGUCAGUAUCGCCGGAGCGGGAACCUCGUCUCCCCCAACUCCCGCAGAUACCCGUCGAGUCCUCCAUCGUUCGUGAAACACCAAAAGCUGCACCCAUGGCCCCUCCACCACGGCCAGCUCUCCCCUUCAGCUUCCCUUCCUCGGACGGGCCGGAGGAGGAUCUGGAAGUGGAUAUCCCCCAACCCCAGCUUCUCCAAGAUACUCCUGUCAAUCGGGCAGCUGCUCGCCUCCAAGCAACUGUGGAUUUCCCAACCCCCUCUGGAACCAAUCCCAUGGCCACUCCGCCAUGCGCACAGCCAAGUCAUCCCACGCAGCCUACCAUUCCGAACACUGUUGUGGCGGGCAAACCUGCGGCUGAAUUUGUUCCACCGGAACAACGCCGCGAACGCCGCAUGAAGGCCAUCCAAUUCAAUGACAAGACUCCAAGGAAAAUCCAACCUGGAUUGAAUAGACUCGCUCCAACCAAGACAUUUACGGAGAUCGAGAGCUCUGAUUCAACAUCUCCUUCCUCCAUCAUUCCUGCCACAUUUGAAGAACCCCCAACUCAGGGCUCUGUUCUACAGUCCGUUGAGACCAGCAAAGACAUGGAUAUGGACGAUGCGUAUGAUCAGGAGGAAAACGACGACAUGGAAGUGAUCAUUGAACAAUCACAAAUUCAGGCACCCGUAUCUGGCUCCUACCAAUCUGAGCGAGCUUCUCAGCACUUCCCGCCACCAUUCCCACAGAUAACCCUUAGUGGGGAUAUUGAGCCUUUCAAGGUCUUCACAAUGGUAUAUCCAACGUACACGGAAAACCAUUCGGGUACCCUUUGGGAUUUUAUCAAGACUUGUGUCUAUCUCGACUGGCUCCGGAGGCGCCGACAGCUCCGGGACUACCUUUAUGAUGAUUUCAUCCGAGCAUUUGCGAACUACCAAGUCUACGUCAGGAAUGCCAGGGCAGGACAGGAAGCGCUCGUCGCCAUUGAAUGGUUCAACAAUUUGUCCGGGCCGCCGGUCUUCAACAAUAUGGUGGUAACCAAGGAAAACCUUAGCUACAUCCUCGAUUCAUAUCCAAAGGAAGUGGCCAAGGCCAGCAAGCUCAUUGUCGAAGAGGACGGGUCCGAUGAAGAAGUUAUUGAGACAAGGCAGGCACCCCUCGGCCUAGAUGGAAUAAUGGACGUUGACCGCCGUGAAACGUUGCGGCGACCAAUCUCAACACCAGCAUUGACGAGUGCAUCACGACCUCGUGGGAUCUUAACUCAGGCUCCCCCACCCCCCUCUCCCUCCUGGAACUCAACCGCUCUCCCGUCGACGGUUGCAACGCCUGCCACCAGGACCAGACCUUCUCGUGCAUCUCAGUACUUUGGGAGACUCGCAUCAGGCGUCAAUUCGAGCUCGACCCCACGAAGGCGCACCGUAGAAGAGCGUGCAAAACUCAGGGAGCACUUUUUGAGGAGGAAGAGCGCUGACUCUCGGAGUGUGACGAGCAGCAGGUUUCGACAGUGACAGGACGGCGAUACUUGUAGAGAGUGGGGCAUGCCUAGUGUCAUCUUGCGUUUUGGCGUUUAUAAAGCUGGAGAGCGUCUCGGAGUUUGUAAUACUAUUGAUACCCGGUAUAGCAUUGCUACUUGUUAUUCUGUCGAGGAAUCCUUCAGGAAAGGACACGGAGUGUGGGGCUAGCUUGAUACGUCUCCGUUGAUAGAGAAGAACAAUCAAUCAAUUGCACACGGCUCAGUAAAAA